Molecule: messenger RNA, 1884 nt
Organism: Vicia faba (fava bean)
Lineage: Eukaryota; Viridiplantae; Streptophyta; Magnoliopsida; Fabales; Fabaceae
Source: the annotation of a GenBank genome assembly
AUGGCAAACGAUACUUCUAGUUGUGAUUUUCAUAACAAACGACUUGGUCUUUUAAAAGAUCAAGUUCAUUUGGUGAAAAGGAAAGAUUCUAAUCGCUAUGAGAUUGCUGCCAUACAAGAUCAACUAUCAUUUGAGAAGGGUUUUUUUAUAGUCAUUCGAGCAUGCCAGUUGUUAGCACAAAAGAAUGAUGGGAUAAUAUUGGUUGGGGUGGCGGGUCCUUCGGGAGCAGGGAAGACUAUAUUUACGGAAAAGAUACUCAACUUCAUGCCCAGUGUUGCUGUUAUUUCUAUGGAUAAUUAUAAUGAUGCUAGUCGAAUUGUGGAUGGAAACUUUGAUGAUCCACGCUUAACUGACUAUGACACAUUGCUCCAGAAUUUACAAGAUUUAAAGGAAGGAAAGACAGUCCAAGUUCCGAUAUAUGAUUUCAAGUCCAGUUCACGCGUAGGAUACAGGACUGUAGAACCCCCGACUUCCAAUAUUGUGAUUAUAGAAGGUAUCUAUGCCUUGAGUGAGAAGUUGCGAACUUUGCUGGAUCUUCGAGUUUCUGUUACAGGUGGAGUUCACCUUGACCUUGUAAAGCGAGUUAUACGUGACAUACAACGUGCUGGCCAAGAGCCUGAAGAAAUUAUUCAUCAAAUAUCUGAGACGGUAUAUCCAAUGUACAAGGCUUUCAUUGAGCCAGAUCUCAAGACGGCACAUAUAAAAAUCACCAACAAAUUUAAUCCAUUUACUGGAUUCCAGAGCCCGACUUACAUAUUAAAGUCAGCAAAGAAUGUAGCAGUUGAUCAAAUUAAAGCUGUUCUCUCUGAAGAUUGUCAGGAAACAACCGAGCAAACUUAUGAUAUAUAUCUUCUACCACCCGGUGAAGACCCAGAAACAUGCCAAUCAUAUUUAAGGAUGCGAAACAAGGAUGGGAAAUACAGUCUCAUGUUUGAGGAAUGGGUGACAGACAAUCCCUUUGUGAUAUCGCCGAGAAUUACUUUUGAGGUUUGUGUGAAACUAGAUUGGCUUGAGCAACUUAAUCGACAUUAUGUUCAGGUACAAGGGAAAGAUCGCUUAGUUUUGAAAGAGAUUGGAGAUCAGCUGGGUCUAGAAGGUUCCUACAUUCCUCGUACUUACAUCGAGCAAAUUCAACUUGAAAGGCUUGUGAAUGAGGUUAUGGCUCUGCCAGAUGAUUUGAAGACAAAGCUCAGCCUAGAUGAGGAUUUGGUUUCAAGCCCCAAAGAAGCACUUUCUAGAGCCUCUGCUGACAGGGUUGCGAUGAGAAAUGAGAAUAUGAGGAGUGGAUUGUCACAGUCAUAUACAAAUCAAAGGGACAAAAAUGCAGCCAAAGUUAAUGGAUAUUUUACCAACAAUCGAGGGUUUGGUGAAAGAAAUUCAGAUUCCUCCACAACACAAUUAAAUCAGAGAGCCAUUAGUCAGCUUUCAGAACAGAUUUCUGCCCUCAAUGAUAGAAUGGAUGAAUUUACAAAUCGCAUUGAAGAGCUGAAUAGCAAGCUGACCAUUAGAAAUAAGUCUCCAAGCCAACAAAAUAUGUUAGCUCAAGCCGAAGCCUGCAAUGGUUCUGCUCCCACGUCUUACUUCAUCAACAGUUUGGGCAAUGGUAGCAUAACUGGUUAUAAGAUGCCACAUUCUUCAUCUACAUCCCAAUUAAAUAAGGAGUCUCCCUUGAUAGAUGAGAUAUCAGGCAUUACACGUGGCCAGCGUCAGAUCAUGCAUCAAAUGGACAAUCUAAAUAAUCUUCUUCGGGGUGGUUUAGGGGAAAGGUCUCCGCAAACAAGAAUCAACAACAAGAGCAUAGUUACAGAUUUGAAUUAUAUUGGAGCAAGUAUUGUAGUGGUAGUCGCAGUUGGUUGUUUGGGGAUCUUUUUGAGGCGAAAGUGA